Molecule: messenger RNA, 3227 nt
Organism: Ictalurus furcatus (blue catfish)
Lineage: Eukaryota; Metazoa; Chordata; Actinopteri; Siluriformes; Ictaluridae
Gene: rab11fip4a
Product: RAB11 family interacting protein 4 (class II) a
Exons: 15
Coding region: 989-2779 (596 amino acids)
Biological process (GO): endocytic recycling; regulation of cytokinesis
Cellular component (GO): midbody; endocytic vesicle; recycling endosome membrane
Molecular function (GO): calcium ion binding
Source: RefSeq, a predicted model, not a curated record
UAGUGUUUAGCACGUUCGCCUCACACCUCCAGGGUCGGGGGUUCGAGUCCCGCCGGAGCCCUGUGUGUGCAGAGUUCUCCCCGUGCUGCCGGGGUUUCCUCCGGGUACUCCGGUUUCCUCCCCUAGUCCAAAGACAUGCAUGGUAGGCUGAUUGGCAUGUCUAAGUGUAUGAAUGGGUGUGUGAAUGUGUAUGUGAUUGUGCCCAGGGUGUACCCUGCAUUGUGCCCGACGCUCCCUGGGAUAGGCUCCAGGUUUCCCCAUGACCCUGAAAAGGAUAAAGCAGUAUAGAAGAUGGAUAUAUAUAUAGAUAUAUAGAUAUAGAUAGAGAGAGAGAGAGAGAUCCACUUUUUCAAUGUUCAGGAAGGGUGCCAGUAAUUCAGAUGUGGCAUGUGACGUUUUUGGUUAAAAAUUUAAUAGCCUGGUCACAGAUUUCUUCUAACAAAGGUAUUUCUUAUUUCAAAAUGGAAGUGUUUUGUUUGUUUGUUUGUUGUUGUAACAUGUAUAUUUUUUUUUUAUUACUUUAGUAUAUUUUAUGUCUGUAAUGUAAUUUCAUCAUCUUUUUUUCUUUUUUAAAAAUAUUGUCUUCUAUUUCCCUUGGGUAAACUGCUUUAAUAUUACUUCUGUUUGUGCAAAAGGGUUAACACAUUUCAGUCAGGAAAUGUAGAAAUGUAUUACAGAAUGUUCAAAACCAUAACGUAAACCACUUUGUUGUUUACCACGAAGACUGUUUACUUAACCAUUUAGCUUUUAGUGGACUUCCACGCGCCCCUGCAUUUACCUCAGUGAGGCGAACAGGAAGUGGGCGGAGUCUCGGGUUAUCGUCACCACCAUCACCUUCCCUCCGAUCAUAUGGUGAUGCUGAUGCUGAUGACGAGGAUGAUGAUGAUGAUGAAGCCAACAGUAACUCGGAGAUGAUUCCAGUACCACUCCAGCUCUCUCUGGUGUUCGUGUAAUCGUUAUUUUUGAACGCUGUUGAUGAUAAUAAGCGAUGGAGGGUAUUUCCUCUUCCCGGCCCGAGCAUCUGGUGCUGUUAGUGAGUAAGCUGAAGGAAGUGUUCGACAUGUGUGAUGAAGAUGAAGACGGAUUUAUACGAGUUGAACACUUCGUGCAUCUCGGAAGGCAGUUCGGCCAAACGGACGAGGAGAUAAAGAAGUUUGCGGAGUGUCUGGACCCGAACGCUAACGGCAAGAUCGGCUUCAAAGAUUUCUGCCAUGGGGUGUUCGCCAUUAAAGGUUGUGAUGAGAUCCUGAAGAACGUUCUGGAUUCAACCUCGAUGGACACACACACAUAUCAAACAGACAACAGCUUCUAUUAUCAGAUCGGUGAUGAGAGUGCCGUUACGCUACCCUGCCUGUUGUACCCCCUUGACUCUGAAAUGGACAGCAGCGGGGGGUCCGAGUCCUCUGACGUUCGCCAUGACGACAAAGAGGAAGCCCUUGGCGGACUGUUUCUUCCUGGAAACAGUUCACAUCAACUUGUCUCGUCGGCCGCGGCGUCUGUCAUUUCAGCCGAGGAGCAGUUUGAAGAUUACGGGGAAGGAGAAGAUGUCGAUUUUAUUCCUAGUAGCCCCUGUGCUGAUGACGACACACGGACUAAUGGAUUUUCGGAUCUAGGAUCCUCGCUGCCUUCCAGUGCUGGGCAUACCCCUCAGAAAAUCAGACACUUUUACAACAGUGAGCUGCUGGAUGUUUAUUGCUCCCAAUGCUGUAAGAAAGUGAACUUGCUCAACGACCUUGAGGCUCGACUCAAGAACCUCAAAGCCAACAGUCCAAACAGGAAGAUCUCCAGCACAGCUUUUGGACGACAGCUUUUCCAUCACAGUAAUUUCAGCAGCAGUCAUGGCAGCACUGAGGAUUUAUUCCGCGACAGCAUCGACUCCUGUGACACUGACAUCACUGAGAAGGUGAGUUACCUGGAGAAGAAGGUGACAGAGCUGGAGAACGACAGCCUGGCAAAUGGAGACCUGAAAUCCAAACUGAAACAGGAUAACACACAGCUGGUUCACAGAGUACAUGAGCUGGAGGAGCAGAUUAAGGACCAGGAGGCACGAGCUGAGCAAAGUUUGGAGGAGGAGCUGAAGAGACACCGAGAGAAUUACAGCAAGAUGGAGAAAGACAAGAGCAACCAAAUAGAGCUCCUCUCUAAUAGAGUACAGCAGCUCGAGGAGGAGAACUCUGAGAUGAAGGUGAACGUUUGCCGAUUAAAGUCUCAGACCGAGAAACUGGACCAGGAGAAGCAGCGCAUGACGGAUAAACUAGAAGACACGAGCCUGCGUCUAAAGGAUGAGAUGGAUCUGUAUCGGAAGAUGAUGGACAAACUGUGGCAGAACAGACAUGAAUUUCAGAAAGAACGAGAGGCCAUGCAGGAAUUGAUCGAGGACCUGCGUCGGGAGCUGGAGCAUCUGCAGGUGUUUAAGUUAGAAACGGAGAAACCUGGACGUGGUAGAAACUGCCUGUCUGAAUUCAGUGCUAGAACACGCGAGAUCGAGCUGGAGCAUGAAGUCAAACGCCUGCGACAGGAAAACCAUAAACUGCGGGACCAGAACGACGAUCUGAAUGGGCAGAUUCUCAGUCUCAGUCUGUACGAGGCUAAAAACCUCUUUGCUUGCCACACUAAAGCUCAGAGUCUCGCCACCGAGAUUGACAACGCGUCCAGAGACGAGCUGGUCGAGGCUCUGAAAGAACAAGAGGAAAUCAACUUCCGCCUCCGGCAAUACAUGGAUAAGAUCAUCCUGGCUAUACUGGACCACAAUCCCUCCAUCCUGGAAAUCAAGCACUAGACCUGUCCUGAAGAAGUAAAGGUUGGCAUGUUGUGCCACCUUGUGGCCGUGGGAGUGAGGCAUACCAACAUUUCCACCUCACAUCUGUAUCAGGAGAUCACACUGAAGAGAUGAUUAAAAAAAAAAAAAAAAAAAAAAAAAACGAAAAAAACAAGUGAUCCAUCUAGAAUAUAAUGUCAAAUGUAUUCUUCGUUAUACACUCAAUAUUGUGUACACACAUUCCACUCGGGUCUAUUAGUCAGGCUGCACUGAGAACUGUUUUCGAUUGUGUCAGUUAUCUCACACUGCUACACGACGUUGUUCCUCACUUAAAUCAGUCCAGGAUGGUUUGACAAUAAAGCAUCGUACAAAUAGCACUUUGCUAACCAUAUAGCACCUUUGCCAAUGUCUGUUCUAGAACAGUUCUCUGCUUUUCCAUCACCGCUGAUGUCUGAACGCAGCUGAAACG